AUGGGUAGAAUUAUAUCAAAUAUUAUAAUUAUCCUUAAUUCAAAGAUAUUAAAGAAAUUUAUAGCAGGUCCGUUGCCAAAAAAUUUAGAGCAAAAAUGGAAAGAUACCGAUAUGGUCAUGAAAUAUUUAUAUAAAUCAUCCAUUGAAGAGGUGGUCAAUGAGCUAACGAAUUAUCAUCCAAAUAUUCUUCGAUUUUAUGGAAUUUCAACUAGAGAAAAGUUUGACCAACCAAUCACACAAAUAUUUAUUGAUUUUUUAAUAUCCAGACGGUGGAACGUUACAUUCUUAUUUAAAGGAAAAUAA
Molecule: messenger RNA, 303 nt
Organism: Funneliformis mosseae
Lineage: Eukaryota; Fungi; Glomeromycota; Glomeromycetes; Glomerales; Glomeraceae
Source: the annotation of a GenBank genome assembly